Messenger RNA from Recurvomyces mirabilis, 630 nucleotides. RefSeq lists its product as uncharacterized. The coding region runs from base 1 to 630 and encodes 209 amino acids. NCBI's taxonomy places the organism in Eukaryota, Fungi, Ascomycota, Dothideomycetes, Mycosphaerellales, Teratosphaeriaceae. The transcript has 3 exons. The record is from RefSeq and is a predicted model, not a curated record.
AUGGCUAGCGAGCCAGCUCGCAAGAAAGCACGACUUGAGUAUCGAUAUACCUUCACGGUGCUCGUUGGCGAUGAAGAAAAGCCGUUUGUGCUGCACGCCACCAUAGCUUCCGCUAAGUCCCCAUUCUUCGACGCCGCCUGCAAUGGCCAAUUCAAGGAGAGUCAGGCGAAAGAACUCCUUUGCCUGAAGCGGAUCCGGAGGUCUUUGGGUCAUUUGUUCAAGGACCAGGAUGCUGAUCACGGCGCCUACACACAGUGGGGUUACGCAAGGCUAUAUACUUUGGCAAGUAUGCUGCUGGACGUCAAGCUUCAGAAUCAGGUUGUGGACGAUUUUAAGGCCUUUCUGCUCGUUCACAACAAGGGACCCACCAUGGCCGCUCUCCACGAGAUCUAUCAAAAUGGUCCAGCAGGGAGUACAUUGCAGCGGUAUGUGAUGGACUGGUACGCGAACCACUGCGCCGAACUGAGCGACUUCUUCCAAAAGCAUCGAGCACAGUUCCCAUCGGCUUUUCUGGGAGAUGUCCUGAUUCGCGUCUCGAAGGCCAAACACGAGAAAGUGCCAAACCCGAAUGAUCUUGCCCCUUGCCACUACCACGAGCACAACGAUGAGGUGCCGAAAUGCCCUGCUUGA